AUGCCCGAGGUGAACACGGACGAGCUGGACGAGCAGCAGGUGCAGCUGCUGGCCGAGAUGUGCAUCCUCAUCGAUGAAAACGACCGCAGGAUUGGGGCGGACACCAAGAAAAACUGUCACUUGAAUGAAAACAUUGAUAAAGGAUUGUUGCACCGAGCAUUCAGUGUUUUCUUAUUCAAUACAGAAAAUAAGCUGUUGUUGCAGCAGAGAUCACAUGCUAAAAUUACUUUUCCAGAUUGUUUUACCAACACGUGCUGUAGUCAUCCACUAAGCCACCCCCUGGAACUAGAAGAAAAUGAUGCCAUUGGUGUUCGGAGAGCAGCACAAAGACGACUGAAAGCAGAAUUAGGAAUUCCCUUGGAGCAGGUUACACCCGAAGAAAUCUCUUACCUGACACGAAUUCACUACAAGGCCAAGUCGGAUGGGAUUUGGGGUGAACAUGAAAUAGACUAUAUCUUAUUUGUACAGAAGGAUGUGACACUGAAUCCUGACCCUAACGAAAUCCAGAGCUACUGUUACAUGACACAGAAAGAACUAAAACAGCUCUUGGACAAAGCCUCCAAGAACGAAGUUAAGAUUACUCCGUGGUUUAAGCUAAUCGCAGAGACCUUUCUUUUUAAGUGGUGGGAUAACUUAGCUAACUUGAACAAGUUUGUUGAUCAUGAAAGAAUACACAGGAUGUAAGCAGCCAGUGGCGGAAGGCGCUGAAGGCUGGCAGUGGUGUGCUGUCUCACCAACAGUGUGGCAACUCUCACUCAAGUGCUAAAAAAUGCAGUCCACAUGGAGCACAUUUAACAAAUAACUUU
Molecule: messenger RNA, 806 nt
Organism: Tinamus guttatus (white-throated tinamou)
Lineage: Eukaryota; Metazoa; Chordata; Aves; Tinamiformes; Tinamidae
Gene: IDI1
Product: isopentenyl-diphosphate delta isomerase 1
Biological process (GO): isoprenoid biosynthetic process; isopentenyl diphosphate biosynthetic process
Cellular component (GO): cytoplasm
Molecular function (GO): isopentenyl-diphosphate delta-isomerase activity
Source: RefSeq, a predicted model, not a curated record